UGGGGGGGUAAGGCGGAAGCUGGACCUGGAAUCUUGGGGAGCGCUUGAACUUUGGGCGUUUGCGUGGCUCGUGCUGCGGUUUUUGCUGCCCAGGAUUACAUGUGAAAGAUGGUGUCUCUCUAUCGCUCCUUACUGGUGCCCACUCGCUUAAUGUUGAAGGCCUCCAACAUUGUGGUGCAGUUAACUCUGUAUGGUGCUGGUUGUAUUACUGCUCUUUUCUACUGUAUGUGGGCAUUGUGGCUGAUGCUUACUAAGGGCCCCAGUCAGGUGUUCCAGAAGACUCAGAGGCUACCACCAGAGAGUCUCACUGAUUCCUGUUAUGGUGAACACAAGUAUCUGACCCUCAAGUCAGGGGUACGGCUCCACUAUGUUACAGCUGGUGAAGAAGGGGCAUGCCUGAUGCUUUUUUUGCAUGGAUUUCCCCAGAACUGGUUUUCAUGGCGCCAUCAACUGCAGGAGUUCAGCCAAGCCUUUAAGGUGGUGGCACUCGAUUUGAGGGGCUAUGGCUUUUCUGAUGCACCACUGACUUGUGAGUGCUAUCACAGGGAUGUUCUUUUGGAAGACAUACAUGGUGUCAUCAAAGCUCUGGGCUCCAGUGGAAAAGAUGAGGAUCCCAAGUGCAUCCUGGUAGGUCAUAACUGGGGAGCAGUAAUUGCUUGUGAAUUUGCUACCAUUUACCCUAACUUGGUGGAGAAACUGAUUGUUAUGAAUGGUGUUCCAGUACAUGUUCUCUUUGAGUAUCUCCCAAAGCAUCCCACCCAAGUUAUUAAAUCCCUAUACAUAUUCCUGUUCCAACUACCAAAGAUACCAGAGUGGCUGUGGUCCUUGGAUGACUUCAAUUUAAUAAAAGCUGCCAUAACAAGCCAGAAGACAGGAAUCCGGAAUGUCGGUUCACAGCAGAGGAAUUGGAGGCUUAAUUUGUACGGUUUCUCAAGGCCUAAUGGUUUAACACCACCCAUUAAUUACUACAGGAAUAUCCUCAGCUGGAUGCCUCCAAAAUGCAGAGAUAUUUUGGUGCCUACUCUGCUGCUCUGGGGACAGGAGGAUGCGUUCCUGGAAGAGGGGCUGAUCAGUCAGACACUGCCCUAUCUCCAGGGCAACUACCACGUGCAUCUCUUCCCAGGCUUGAGCCACUGGCUACCUGAGGAACAGCCUGAAAAGGUCAAUCAAGUGAUAUGGGAUUUCCUUCAAGGGAAGAAAUGUAAUGAAGAGCUCGAGUAACUGUUCUGUAAAGUAAAGGCAUCUGUAUUACUUGGCAUGAAGGAAAUGGCAGGAUUUGGAUUUCUGAUCUUUGUUUCCCUGUGGGAUGUCUGCACUGUAUUGGAGUUCAAGUCCUGCGUAGCGUUAAUUGGCAUUGCCCCAAGCCCCACUUCCUUUUUGCGCUGCCAUCAGGAUUAAAAUCCAAUGGAAAAGCAAGUCUUGGCUGUAUUUGCUGAUGUGCUUUACUGUGGCCAAGUCCUGAGCUGUUUCUGACUGCAUAAGCUUGAAAGACAAGGCGUUGCUGGUUUGAAUCAUAUUGAAAUCAAAGUUCUCUUGAUGAAGUCAGCCUCUUGCUGAACUGUGAACCUGGGAGGUACUACCAACGCAUUAUGAAGAAUUUGCUUCCUGGCCCACGAAGGGCUCAAAGGAAUGACUGUGCUAACAGACAUCCUUGAAAACACCUGAGAAGUUAGAAACACUUUGCCAAAAAAAUGGGAUACUCCAUUACUCUAAAAAGAGAAAGAACAAAGACUGCCUCUGUAGCAGGAAAUGUCAAAUGUGUAUGAUACAUUGGGGGAAAAAAGGCACCAUCCAGUAUGUAAAAGAAUGAUGAUGUGUGUAAUUUAGUAUAAUUUAAUAUAGUAUAAGUGCUGCUGGGUGGAAGAUCUGGGUAAGUAUAAUUGUCAACAAACCUGCAUCUGUGAUAAAGAUUUUUGGAGCCACAGAUUUCAUUCAUCCUCAUAUUUUGGACCUGAUAUCUAAAGGGUAGAGUUAGUAGACUGGAUUGUUUGGCUAAGGGGGCUCUAGUGCAGGGCUGAGCCUGGAGAACGCAAGGCUGGAAGCUGCAACCUUCCUUCCCCGCCUUUGGGGUUGACACGCACUAGCUCCGUGUUGUGGCUUAGUGCUGUUGCUGCUACCAGCUGUCUUCUAGGGAGCACCCUGCUUAACAACCCCUCCCUAGCUCCAGCGUGCGAGGGAGGACACCCGCAGCCUAUGCUCCUUCCUGUGGUGUUACCUCCUGGCCUGGUCGCAGUGAGACAUCUCACUAGGGAUAUUGGCUCCUCCUGAGCAACUUCUUGUGUGGGGUGAUAGACCAAUCGCCCAAGAGAUAGACUUAAUCUUAAAACAAGAGAAAGAAAAUAGAACAUGUAACAAUCCUCUUCAGCUUUAAGCAGGGGCAUGUAAAGCAUUAAGUGAGAUAAUGGGGGAAAAUAAAGUUCAAGUCACAUACAGCCACUUAAAAGAAUCUCCCACAGAACAACAAAGGACAAUACAGAACCCAGGGCAAACACACAGUGAUCUUGAUCUGCCCCUGAUUCAGAGGAACUGUGCUGGAAAGAGAGUCCAAGUUGCAUAAAAGACACAAUUUGCACACAAUGUACAGAGAAUACCAGAGACAAUAAAACAUGAAGAGCAACACAACUAAACAUAUCAAAGAUCUAACUCAAAUGCAGUACUUCACUAAUUUUCCCAUGUUCUAGAGAACAGAUUAACAGACUUAAAUCAAAUCCCCUCAUUUGUUUCAUUUGUUAACCCAGCAAUCCCAUUUUAAUCAGAGGUUGGAGGGGAAUCUUCGCUUUCUCUUUCUCCCACUCCCUCCCCCCUUCAACACACUCCUUUUUGGCACACACCUUCUUGCUUCCUUUCUCAGGGAAUUCGGACUGCGGUUUCCAAAAGAACAAAGCCUCUUCUGGCUUGGGGGGAGGGGAGAUCCCCUUUUGCUAAAGUGUGUGUACUUUAAGUGUCUGUCCCUCAAGAUGAUGAUUUGAGUGUCUGAACUGGCAGCUUGCCCACUAGCAUGAGGGGCGGGCUGACUGGCAGGCAGGCUGUGGGAAUGGAGCUUUGCAGCCCGCCUAUUUGAUGCAAAUAGGAAACAUUUUUGCAGUUCAGGGCCUCCAGACACAAGGGUGACAUCACCAGGAAGACAUGAGUGAAAUCUUUGGAUGGGUUCUGUUUUCCUCUCAUUGACUUUUUGGUGCUUUUUUUUUUUUUAAGUAAAAUAUGUUAAGCCUACUGGAAGCUUGAGAGCCAGUUUGGUGUAGUGGUUAAGACAUCAGGCUGGAAACUGGGAGACUCUGAGUCCUAGCCCCACCUGAGACACUAAAGCCAGCUGGGUGACCUUGGGUCAGUCACUCUUAGCCCUAGGAAGGAGG
This is a messenger RNA of Python bivittatus (Burmese python), 3353 nucleotides long. It is a transcript of the gene EPHX3, whose product is annotated as epoxide hydrolase 3. Gene Ontology annotation, molecular function: catalytic activity. NCBI's taxonomy places the organism in Eukaryota, Metazoa, Chordata, Lepidosauria, Squamata, Pythonidae. The record is from RefSeq and is a predicted model, not a curated record.